Anolis sagrei ordinatus is the source of this 2543-nucleotide messenger RNA. NCBI's taxonomy places the organism in Eukaryota, Metazoa, Chordata, Lepidosauria, Squamata, Anolidae. The record is from RefSeq and is a predicted model, not a curated record.
CUCACCUGGGCUGGGCGUGUUUAUUUUCUUCCCCUGGUUUCCAUCCGUUGGUUGGAGCGUCGGGUUACCUGCCAACCUGACCCCUCCCUGUUCCUCUUUGUGCAGGUAUCUCUCUCUACGGCUCCGCACACCUGGGCAGAGAUUCCUGGUAAGGAAAAGCAACAGGUAUAUCUAUCCUUCUCUAAGGUAAAGGAGCAGAUGGAGGACUGUGUCUCUUUUGGGAAGCACCUGAUGAUGCAAGGGAUCCAUCCGAAAGGCCUUGGGAUACCUGUUUAAUGAUUGACAGGUGGGGAAAGCAAAAGGUCAGGCUCUACAUUGGAAAGGGUGUCGGGUUGCCGGGCGGAUUUCUUCUCCCCGGCACCAUAGGACCCAAUACAGCCUAGCUUUCCAGUUCUCCCAGGUCUUGAACGCAUUCCUCCAAAGAGCAUCAUGUCCUGCGGAUGCUCGGUGAUCCCUCGGAGAAGUUGCACGCAUCCAGAACCGGGCAGGUAGCAGAUCCGGGAUCCCAUUGACGUCUCCAAGGAUGCAGAAAGUGGACUUGCAGAAUGGGCCUCUCCCAUUGGAGCCUCAGCAGCAUGGGAUGCCGGAAUUGGAUGCUCAGGACCUGUGCACGGCGUCUGUGGAGAGGCGCAUCAGGCAGGACCAAGCAUGGCAGCUCCAGAAGACCCUCCAAGACAUGGUUUUCCAAUUCCAGGACUGGCUGCGCUUAGCCGAAGCGGUGGCCUCGUCCCCGGCGUCUUCCCAGGUCUCUUUCGCCCGUUCCAAGAAAGAGCUCCAAAGGUUCGAGGCGCUGCAAAGACAGGUCUCCGACAAGCUGUUGCCUUUGGAAGCCUUGAACCGACAAUACUGUCGGCUGGUGCGGAGAGGCGGUGUUUGCCCUGAAAUCAAGUCCCGGGUUCAAGAUGUCAACCGGCGUUGGGAUGCUUUGAAGGUUUGGUCCGCAGUCGUCUCCAAGAGGCUGAAGCAUGUUGUGAAGCAACGGGAAGAGUUCGAAUCGGAGCGCGAGACCCUCCGGCUGUGGCUGAUGGAGCUGGACCUCCGCCUCACCGACGUGGAGCAUUUUUCGGGCGGCACAUCCUUGGAAAAAAUGAUCCAGCUGCAGGCCUUCCAGGAAGAUGUGCAGGCCAAUGCGGAGCGCGUGGACCACUUUCUGGUGCACGGGGAGCGCCUGAUCCAGAAGAGCCACCCGGAAGACGCUGAGAUCUUGGAAGAGGAGCUGCAGGACCUGAGCUGCUUCUGCCAGGAGGUCUUCCGCAGGGUCUUCCGCUUCCGACGGAGACUGGUCAGCAUGAGGCUGGUCUUUGAGGACGAAUGGCUGUCGGACCGUGACAGCGACUUCUCCGAAGGCUCCUUGCAAUUGGACAGAGAGGAUGCCGGGCAACCUAUAGGCCUCCAUUGCCAAUCCACCCCAAAGAAAGCCCUCCUGCCUUGCAAAAGGGCCUCUGCACAUGAAGGGGGGAUGAUGGAUUUGGAGUGGGACCCUUCCGUGGAUGUCGGAGGUUCCACGUCGCACGACGAAGAGGACUCUUCCUACUUCAGCGCCACUACCGGUGUGGGCCUUUGGGAAGAGCCUCGCCGGAGGAGCCUCGCAUCUCGCUGGGUGUCCAGCUCGUUGCCGUUGAGGAGUGACAGCCGGGAAGACUUUGCGGAACAAAACGUAUUGGGAGAAGAGUGGGAAAAGUUGGAUUGUUCCAUUGCAAAACAGAGACCAAAAACCUGCAAUUUAGGGAAGUCACUUUCUUGGGAAGCAUUUGAGGGGUGCCAGCAACCCCCAAAAUGGACCUCGGAGAAAGAAAAAGGCUUCCAUCUCAUUGAACCGGUUGGAUUUGACCCCGAACGGAUCAAGUCUUGGCUGGGACAGAAUUGCCAAGAAUUGCAGGCGGAGAUGCAGCAACAAGAUGCUGCAACGUGCCCGUCCGCUCCUCCAUCUGCCAAAGGGAAUCUUCCAAUGCAAUCCUCAGCAACUGAGCACCAAGAAAAGCAACAGCAGGCAAAAAAGAAAGCCAAAUCCGUCAUCACCUCCUCGCCUGGUUUGGCGAGCAAUGGCCAGAUCUCCAGGGAGAAAUUGCCCGGUGCCCGGCCUGCGGAAAUCGCCAUCGCCGUAGAAAAGGGGUACAACCCAGGGCCUUGUGUGGACUUCUCCAUCAUCCAGUCUCCAAAAACCAUUCCCAUUUGGAACAAAGCAAAGAUGUUGUUGUUGUUGUUCUUCUCGUUCGUGUUGCUUCUCUUCUUCUUCGCUGGCCCUUCUUCGUUCCCUUUCUCCAAAACCUCGUGUCUGCAAGAGAACAGCUUUGCAAAAUCAUUCCACGUCAUGCUGAAAUACACCGGACCGCCACCCAUUUAAGCACAGGCCAACUUGGGCCCUCCAGGUGUUUUGGACUACAACUCCCACAAUUCCUAACAGCCGGUAGGCUGUUAGGAAUUGUGGGAGUUGUAGUCCAAAACACCUGGAGGGCCCAAGUUGGCCCGUGCUUGCAUUAUCCUCACUGCUAUGUAUAUAUUUGGCAUCUAAGAUUUCUAAUAAACGGAAGAGAAUAAGGUGA